AGCGCCAGUGCAGAGCAGUGUGAGGACCAUCGACCAGUACCGCAACAUUUUAGUUUUCCUGUCUUUUCGUCCAAAGAUCGCCUUCAAAUACUCAAAUGAACAACUGGCAUAUAUGCUAACUACCAUAUUGUGAAUUUGGCCUUAGGAUAAAGCCUAAAACAGCGGGAAAAUGGAACGAAAAACUGAACUUAGUAUAGAUCUAGACGGACUUCGUGUAACGAGAAGUCGAAGAGCUGCAGCAGCAGCGGCAGCCGCUAAUGGCAAUACAUGUAGCACUGAAAGUAGUAUGAAUUCAUUUACAUCAACUACUCAGACUACGUCAACUGCAACUUCAGCCAGUGUCUGUAAUACAUCAACAGCAAAAACUACUAGUUCGAGGAUAUCAACUAAUUCAAAUACUGGGAAUGAUUCCACAAUCCCAAGGAAACGAGUGAAGCGGAAUCCUCUCUUGAAGAAUGUGUUUUUGGGUGUCCGUGAUUCUCAACAUGGAAAGCGACCAUUCAAAUCUGCCACAGAGCUCCCUCGUGAGCUCCUGAUGAGCUGCGAGAGCAGGAUCGGUCUUGUGCAGCCUUCCUCCAACACUCAGAGUCCGUCUCCUGCUAACCCUACCAUCCCUAUCAUUGCUGCUGAACUGUCGGAAGCAGCCAAGAGUCUACUGAACACCAACCCAGAGUUGCAGCAGUACUACCUCUGUCUCAAGUUGCUCAAGAAAGUAACACAGAAGCUGAUGUCGGAGUCAACAAUCGAGUAUCCUACUGAUAGUGGUAAAUUUAAGGAAAGCAAGACCAUUAAUGCGGAAAUAUUCUUACUGUUUGGUGGUGUUGAGGUAACCGUUGACCUUCUCCUUCAACCGCACUUCUACAAGAAAAAACAGAAGAAAAAGGUGGCAGCUAGCAGCGAGAGCAAGGAAUCUAAAGCUGAGGAGAAACCCUCCACAAGUGACACACCAGAAACGUCUACCACAAGCACUCCUGAAGCAGCAACAUCAACGGAAACCACUCCACCAGCAACAGAUGAUGCAGCAUCAACAGCAACUGAAGCUGCUGCUGCAGCAUCAACAACUGAAACUGGAGCAGAAGCUGAAGCAACAGAGAUGGAGGACUCUCCGCCAGCUUCGUCAACAGCCACUUCAUCAACAGCCACAUCAUUGUCGUCAUCGUCGGCUGCAGCAUCGUCCUCAUCGUCCACAGUAACGACAUCAGCGUCAUCCACUCAGCAGGCAUCAGGAUCGUAUCAGUUCCGCCUGGUCCGAGACAGCUACAGUGCUGGCAGUUCGGGUCACCCAGCAUCACAAGAUCCACAGAAAGUUCUGAGACAUAAGAUAGCUUACAAUGCUAUGGACCUUCUUCACUACAUGUGUCAAAAUAUGGGAACAGAUAUGGCCACGCCUCUCUCGGACCAUGAUGACCUCAUAGUCUAUCUCUUCACCCUACUGACGGAAAAACAGUGUUUCCUCAAAGCUGCAACCCUCAUAGAAGAUAUCCUCGGUGUCAGAACACAGAUGUUUAAACUGCAAGAUAUCCCUGAGCUUGAAGAACUGGUCAAGAAGUUUGAGGAGGACCAGCUUGCCAACUUCUGCCGCGUCCUCUCCAUCACCAUCUCGGAGCUUGACCCCAAGGAUGACCCUUGUACCUUGGCUGCCCAGGACAAGGCCUGCAGGAAUCGCAGUGAUACACCCAUCUCAGAAGUCAACCAAAAAACGGUAGUUGAGCUCCCUGGCUUUGUUCAGAAACUUGUCAAGAUCGCCUGCAAGUCAGUUGCAGAGCCCGAUGGCGUCGCAGACAUGGACACCCUCUUCUCUCAGAUCGACAGCUGGGUGACCUGGCUGGACAGCUCCUUGGCCUUUGACGCCCUGGCCGAGGUCGCCAACGAGGACGAGGGUGUCUACCUCAACCUCCCCCUCCAUGACUUGUCCUUGCCCCUUCCGGAUUCUCUCAAGACCAUGCAUGAGGUUGUCUAUAAGGUGGAGGUCCUUCAUGUUCUCUGUCUUCUACUUGGAGGAAAGCAGAGGCAUAAGGUCCAUGAGAUCCUUGCCCAAUACAAACUGAUGCCUGGACUGAACAACCUGUUUGAUAAGGUCAUCUGGAGAUGCAAUCUUCGAGCCCCUAUCCAUGGGGUCAACGAGAACUGCGACUGCAGCCCGGAGGUGGCCCUCAAGGUCCAGUUCCUCAGACUUCUGCACACCUACUGUGAUCACCAUGACAACAAGUAUCUGAUCAUGACCCGGCACGAAAUCAAUGAUCUGAAUAGAAUAUCGACAAGUUCCAACAUUCCCCAACUAGAAGCAGUCAAGAAGAUUGACAGGACAUUACUCUGUCAAGGUCAGAAAGGUAUCCUCACCAAGUUGGUUGAAGUGAUGAAGAAAGAACCAAGAGAUUCACCCUUCAGGUUUUGGAUGGCUCGUGCUAUAGAGAGUUUCUUGAGAGGAAAGACAUCAUAUGCAGACCAGACCUUCCUCAUCAGGAAAGGGCUCUUAGAGCACGUUGUACAGCACAUCCUGAGUAGUGAGCACCACUCGAAGGAGGUACUCCAGAGCUACUUUGAUCUCCUGGCUGAGUUGAUGAAGUUCAACAUCCUGGCUUUCAAGAGAUUCAACAAGGCCAUCCACUCAGAACAUCAGUUCAAGCAGUUUGUACUUCUGGUGCGUAGUCACAUUGUUGACUCCAACAUGUUUGUGAGGUGUCUGGCGCUCACCAUCGAGCACUUCGAGAAGGAGCAGCCAGAAAAUUAUGAUUGGGGAAUACAGUCUUGUCGUCUUCUUCAGUUCAUAUCAAAGAGAGAGAAUCGUUUGAGCUUCCUCUACAAGCUUAUCAACAUCAUCCAUGUUGAGAUCCUCACACAGGAGAACGUGAGUUGUCUGAACACCACCAUCAUCUUCCUGAUGUUUGCUGAUCGUAUUGGUGAGCUAUCCCGCUAUCUGACGGACCUAAGGAAAGAAGAGCAGAAGCAGUGUAGACCAGGAUUCCUCCUACAGAACUUUAGGGAGCUUCUGUUUUUCUGGCAGGAACACUAUCUUCACAAAGACAAGGACUGCAGCGCCCUUGAGAAGAGCUCUUGCAUCAGUUUCUCCAAGUGGAAGGACAUGGUCAGUCUACUGGUCAGUGGUAACACCCACUCCUCCUUGACCGUUGCCCACUAUCUUCAUAAGGACGACCUCUUCCCCUGUACGGAACAUCAGCACGCUCCUCUCCGCACCAGUUGAGGCGAGCCACUUAACCAUUAACCCCCCUCCCCCCUUUGUCAUCUACAUUCUUUCUUGCCUUAAUAUUGGAAAAGGGAGGUCUCUUAGCGAUAUCAUUAAUGAAACGAUUUGUCUGUUAGGAUUCACGAUGGCAUUGUUUCACGAAACUACAUUAGAUCCCAUUGGAAUAUCAGUUUCAAUAUCAGUGUUUCAUUGGGAUAUCAGUGAUUUUAGUGGGUAUUUGUGAAACCGUGCCCACAGAGUCCUUAGUUAGAAUUUGAAUCUGCAGGAUUUUGGCAGAAGAACAUGGAUUUCUAAACUUUUUUGAAAGUUCAUGAACUCUGUCUUCUGGAACGGGGAAAUGCGACUUUAGCGGGUCCUCUUUAUCAAUGCAAGGUGUAGUUGUAUCGUUGAGAUGCCGUAAGAAUGAAAAUGGUACAAUUCCUUUCAUUUUCUAAUCGGGAUAAGAUUUAAUUGAAAGUUAUAUGUAUUUUUUUAGAUAUCACGCGCAGUAUAGUUAAAGGCAAGAAAGAUGCACGACUGUAGGAUACGACUAGUAAAUAUGAAUAAAACUGUAAUGUUUAUUCUUCCAGGAUGCUUUUAAGGAAUUUAAUCAGAGGGUCCCGACAUCGUGGUGUAGAUAUAAUUAGUUUUCUUUCUGUUUAUGAGCCUCAUCGCCUGUUUACAUCUAAACAUUUGUUGUUUAAAUAACAUUGACAAUGGCAUGGCUCAUCCUUGGUAGAUGAAACUGUUGAAUCACCAGAUGAUGUCAAGAAUAUGCAAAUGUAUCAAUGUUUUUGGAGAUGAAGCAAAUUCUAGCCUACUUGGCUUUCUAGGCGCUUCAUCUUUGUAUAAUAAGUGUUGCAGUCCGUACCCAUAAUACAAUUUUAAUAGCUGGUUCGUGUUGAUGAGCUUGUCCUGUUUGGCGUUGGUCUGUGGACAUUCUGAUUUUGGAAGACAUCUGUGAUCGCUUGGUGAAGGUUCACCCUGAUAGUGGCACCAUCCCUGUGCUUGUGUUAUCUACAUCAUGCAGGAAAACAUUUGAUAACGUUUCUUGGUAAGAGAAAAUAAUACCAUGAGAUGUUGAAGGAAUGUGUCGUCUUGUUCCAUAAGACAAGGAAUUUAAUCAUGUUUUGUAAUGACGUACUGAGAGUGGGUGCGAACUACGCUGAUAAAGACUUGUUAUGAAGAGCAGCUUUGAAAGUAGCAGCUAGAGGAUGCUUGCAUCAGUGAGAGUGCAGUCCAGUGUUUCAAUGUGUAUUUGCCAAAGGAAAGUGAUGGUCUGUUACUUUGAUAUUUGGAGAGACAAGAUGGAGACGGAAUGGACAGACAUCGGGACUGAUUGAAUUUGAUGAUACGGUGACAGUAUCAGGAUUAUCAAAGAUUUGUAUAAUGGAGGAAGCUUUAAUUCGCAAAUUGUGCUCUGUGAAAAAAAAAGAAAUUACGGAUAUUUUAUAUGAAUGGGAGUGUAGGUAGAGAGAUGUUUUGGAUGUUUUUUUUAUUAUAAGAGAAUUUGUCGCAUGUUGCGGUUUACAAAUGUG
Molecule: messenger RNA, 4722 nt
Organism: Lytechinus variegatus (green sea urchin)
Lineage: Eukaryota; Metazoa; Echinodermata; Echinoidea; Temnopleuroida; Toxopneustidae
Product: short transient receptor potential channel 4-associated protein-like
Exons: 19
Coding region: 170-3202 (1010 amino acids)
Biological process (GO): ubiquitin-dependent protein catabolic process
Cellular component (GO): Cul4A-RING E3 ubiquitin ligase complex
Molecular function (GO): phosphatase binding
Source: RefSeq, a predicted model, not a curated record